This is a messenger RNA of Mesocestoides corti, 2679 nucleotides long. Lineage: Eukaryota; Metazoa; Platyhelminthes; Cestoda; Cyclophyllidea; Mesocestoididae. The record is from the annotation of a GenBank genome assembly.
AUGACUUACGAAAUUAUUUCAAUUAUUUACUUUCUCUUUAAGCAUGAAUGCAUCAGCAUCCACGUCGGUCAGGGAGGUUGUCAAAUUGGAAACGCCUGUUGGGAACUUUACUGCUUGGAACAUGGAAUUCAGCCUGAUGGUCAGAUGCCAAGCGACAAGACGAUAGGAGGUGGCGAUGACUCCUUCGCAACAUUCUUCAGUGAAACGGGAGCUGGAAAGCAUGUUCCACGAGCCAUUUUCGUUGACUUAGAACCCACUGUUGUCGAUGAAGUGAGGACUGGAACCUACCGCCAAUUGUUCCAUCCCGAACAACUUAUAACCGGUAAGGAAGACGCAGCCAAUAACUACGCCCGUGGUCACUACACUGUGGGUAAAGAACUCGUUGACCUUGUUCUUGACCGUGCUCGCAAGUUGGCAGACCAAUGUACUGGUCUCCAGGGCUUUCUCAUCUUCCACUCAUACGGUGGUGGCUCUGGUUCGGGUUUUACCUCCCUCCUUAUGGAACGUCUCAGCGUAGACUAUGGCAAGAAAUCCAAGCUCGAGUACUCAAUUUACCCAGCACCUCAAAUUUCAAGUGCUGUUGUCGAACCUUACAACGCCAUCCUUUGCACCCACUCAACUAUUGAACAUUCUGACUGCUCUUUUACAUUCGAUAACGAGGCUUGUUAUGACAUUUGUAGACGCAACCUAGACAUUGAACGCCCAACCUACACCAACCUGAACCGUCUCAUUGCACAAGUUUGUAGUUCGCUCACAACGUCUCUCCGAUUUGACGGAGCCCUCAAUGUUGACGUUACUGAAUUCCAGACUAACUUAGUCCCUUACCCAAGAAUUCACUUCCCUUUGGUGACAUAUGCACCAGCGGUCUCUGCCGAGAAGGCGUAUCAUGAGCAGCUCACCGUGUCUGAGCUCACGAAUGCCUGCUUCGAGCCAGCUAACCAGAUGGUCAAGUGCGAUCCUCGCCAUGGCAAAUACAUGGCCUGUUGCAUGCUUUAUAGAGGAGACAUUGCUCCAAAGGAGGUCAACGCCUCGAUCGCCACUAUCAAAACUAAGAGAACUAUCCAGUUCGUUGACUGGUGUCCAACUGGCUUUAAGGUCGGCAUUAACUACCAACCUCCAACUGUGGUUCCUGGAGGAGAUCUCGCAAAGGUUCAGCGGGCCCUCUGUAUGAUCUCUAACACAACAGCAAUUGCAGAAGCCUGGGCUCGUCUAGAUCAUAAAUUUGAUCUUAUGUACGCUAAACGCUGCUUUGUUCAUUGGUACGUCGGUGAGGGCAUGGAGGAAGGCGAGUUCUCCGAGGCCCGCGAAGAUAUGGCUGCAUUGGAGAAGGACUACGAAGAAGUUGGACAAGAUAGCCCACCAAAAAUGCGUGAAAUCGUGCACGUUCAGAUAGGCCAAUGUGGCAACCAAAUGGGUACAAAAUUCUGGGAAGUUGUAUCCGAUGAGCAUGGUUUGAAUUGCGAAGGUCUCUACACUGGUGACAGCGACCUUCAACUGGAAAGGAUAGGUGUCUAUUACAACGAGGCUAUUGGUGGUAAAUUUGUGCCAAGGGCUAUCCUUUCCGAUUUGGAGCCUGGCACCAUGGAUGCUGUCAGGUCAGGACCAAUGAGCAAGCUUUUUAGACCCGAUAAUUACAUAUUCGGAACAACCGGAGCUGGAAACAACUGGGCAAAAGGUCACUACACCGACGGCGCUGAGCUUAUUGAUGGUAUCAUCGAUGUUGUUCGGAAGGAAUCCGAAUACAGUGAAUGCCUUCAAGGGUUUCAGAUCGUUCAUGCCCUUGGAGGAGGUACCGGUGCUGGUCUUGGCACGCUUUUAAUUAGCAAAAUAAGGGAGGAGUAUCCUGAUCGAAUCAUCAGCAGCUUUUCAACUGUGCCUUCUCCCAAGGUGUCCGAUGUUGUUGUUGAACCGUACAACGCCACACUAUCCUUGCAUCAACUGGUGGAGAAUACAGAUGAAACAUUCUGCAUUGACAACGAGGCUCUGUACGACAUCUGCAACCGAACACUAAAGCUUGUGACUCCCACCUAUGGUGACUUAAACCAUCUAGUUAGUGCUACCAUGUCAGGCGUGACAACUUGCCUUAGGUUCCCCGGCCAGCUGAACGCCGACCUGAGGAAGCUUGCCACAAACAUGGUACCAUUUCCAAGGUUGCACUUUUUUAUGCCUGGAUUUUCUCCAUUGACAAGCCGUCACUCUCAAGCCUACAGGAGCUACUCAGUUCAGGAUUUGACUCAUCAGAUGUUUGACAGCAAAAAUAUGAUGGCUGCUUGUGAUCCUCGGCACGGGAAGUAUCUUACCGUAGCAGCCAUGUUCCGUGGCCGGAUAUCCAUGAAAGACAUAGACGAGAAUAUGCUUAACGUACAAAACAAGAAUUCUGCUUACUUCGUUGAAUGGAUACCAAACAACGUCAAGACUGCCGUUUGUGACAUCCCCCCACGUGGUUUGAAGAUGGCUGUCACCUUCAUUGGCAAUAACACAGCAAUUCAGGAGAUUUUCAAGAGAGUCGGUGAACAGUUUAUGGCCAUGUUUAAGCGACGAGCAUUCUUGCACUGGUAUACAGGCGAGGGCAUGGAUGAGAUGGAAUUCACGGAGGCCGAAUCAAACAUGGAUGACCUGAUUAGUGAGUACCAGCAAUUCCAGGAUGCGACAGUCGAUGACGAAGUCAAACUGGAGUAG